This is a messenger RNA of Trichomonas vaginalis G3, 1431 nucleotides long. RefSeq names its product NOL1/NOP2/sun family RNA methylase containing protein. The coding region runs from base 1 to 1431 and encodes 476 amino acids. Gene Ontology annotation, cellular component: nucleolus. The transcript has a single exon. Gene Ontology annotation, biological process: maturation of LSU-rRNA; rRNA base methylation. Gene Ontology annotation, molecular function: rRNA (cytosine-C5-)-methyltransferase activity; RNA binding. The record is from RefSeq and is a predicted model, not a curated record. NCBI's taxonomy places the organism in Eukaryota, Parabasalia, Trichomonadida, Trichomonadidae.
AUGUCGAAAGAUAAAGCUUCUGAGACAGAGUCUGAAGUAGAACAAGAACAAGGAGGUGAGGAAGGUGAUGAUUGGCUUGGUGAACCAGAUGAGGAAGGUGAUAAGGCUCUCGUCGAACGUGAAAAGAAAUUAAAAGAACAAGAAGACGAAUUUUUCGAAGAUAUGAGAGAAAAUGCAGUUCCGAAGGGUGCAUUAGACUUAAAUGGUCCUUCUGUUGAUUAUGAUGAAGUCAAACAAAGAUGUCAACUCAUUGUUGCAACUCUUCAAGACAUUAAGAAGCUUGGUGAGCCAGGAAUUACAAGAUCUGAUUAUCUCAACAAACUUUUCGACGAUCUUCAGCUUCUUUACGGUUACAAUCGUUAUCUUCUCGAACAAAUCGCAUCUUUAGUUCCAGUAGCAGAAAUUAUCGACUUUAUUGAUGCAAACGAACAUCAGAGACCAGUUGUUAUCCGUACAAAUACACUUAGAACACGCAGAAACGAACUUGAAAGAGUUCUCAGCGAACGUGGUGUUCGUUUAGGUCCAGUUGACAAAUGGACUAAGCUUGGCCUUAUUGUCUACGAUUCCCAAGUUCCAAUUGGUGCUACACCAGAGUAUCUCUCUGGACAUUACAUGAUCCAGUCUCCAUCCUCAUUCUUACCAGUUAUGGCUUUGAAUCCACAACCAGGAAUGCGUACUCUCGAUAUGUGCGCAGCUCCAGGUGGUAAAACAACACACAUGGCUCAAUUAAUGAAAAACCAAGGCGUAAUCAUCGCAAAUGAUAUCAACAGAACACGCGCUCAAGCUCUUAUUGCAAACAUUCACAGACUCGGCGUUACAAAUACUAUCGUUGUAAACUACGAUGGCCGUGCUUUUCCAACUGUUAUGGGCGGCUUCGAUGCCGUUAUGUGCGAUGCUCCAUGCAGUGGCACAGGCGUUAUCAGCCGCGAUCCCUCAGUUAAGACUAGCAAGAGCGAACAGGAUCUCAAAGUUUUGACACAAAAUCAGAAAGAAAUUAUUUUACACGCUUACGAUUCUAUUUCAUCAAAGGGCGGCAAGCUUUGCUACUGUACAUGUUCGCUCCUUGUUGAAGAAAACGAGGCAGUUGUAGACUAUCUCAUCAACAACAGAAAAUGCAAGGUAAUUCCAAGCGGCCUUGACUCAGACUUCGACCAGGACCUUGCAGAAGGUAUCGUAAACUACAAGGGCCACCAUUUCCACCCAUCUGUUCAGUUAUCAAGAAGAGUUUAUCCACACAGAUUAAACAUGGACGGUUUCUACUUCGCCCUCAUCGAGGUUCCUCCAGGACCAAGAGGACCAAUUCCUGACCCUGAUGAGAAGAAGAAGGAGGAAAAACCAAAACCAAAGACAGAAACAGAAAAGAGAGCUGAAAAGAGGGCUAAGAGAUCAAAGAAGGUAAAGAAGUUUAGCAAGAGAUUCGGUGGAAAAUAA